Molecule: messenger RNA, 1185 nt
Organism: Sordaria macrospora k-hell
Lineage: Eukaryota; Fungi; Ascomycota; Sordariomycetes; Sordariales; Sordariaceae
Source: RefSeq, a predicted model, not a curated record
AUGAAGUUCUCCACCACCCUCGUCGCGACCUUCGCCUCCCUCUCCGUCGCCGCUCCCGCCGGCAGUCACCACAAGCGCCAGACUGACGACACCACCACCUCCACUUCCAUCACUGACGUCCUCCCCGGCCUUACAGGCGAGGAGCCCAUCGAGGACACUUCCUCUUCCACUUUAUCCACCUCCAUCUCCGACGCCCUUGCGGCCGCCAGCCCCAACGAGAUCUACGGCGCCCCUCCCAGCGGCACCUUCCCCAUUGAGCAAAACGACUUUACGGGCAUCCAGGGAGUCCAAUCCAUCCCCGACGACAAUGACAUCGUCGACGCAGCCAUCUCCAACCUUUCCGGCGCUGCGCCUCCCGUUCCUCUGACGACCGGCAGUCCCACCGUUGACGACGUCUUUUCCGCGCUUGACUUUGCGGAUGAGGAUGAAGACGACAUUCCGGACCUAGACGUUGAGACCCUUGAUGAUGAUGACGACGAGGUCUUGACUGAAGACGACGUCACUGUCACCGACGCCGAGGCGCCAGCGAUGAUUGAUGCUGCUAUUCGGUAUGCGCAGCAGUUUCCUAUCGUGCCGGUGCCGCUUAGCACUGGGACUCCUGAGAUCUUUGUUGACCCGUACUUGGGUAACGCUACUGUCUUUGGAAACUCUACCGUCUCUACCUCUGAUGAGGGUGCUGCCUCCGCGGCUACCACUGUGCAUGGCACCGACCUCGUUGCUUCGUUGCAGGUCUUGAAUGAUGCUUUGGCUGCUUAUCAGGGGUUAAACGAGGCUUCUUCUUCUGCUACUGGCACUGGCACUGGUACCGCUAUCACCACUAGCGCUACUGACGCCAGUGUUGAUGUCGAUGCUGAUGUGGAUGCCAACACUGCUGCCCUCGCUGGCACUGACGCCCUCACCAUGGCCGCUACCACCACCUCCAAAUCCGCUGAUGCCCUCAUGAAGCGCAAAAUCCAAAUGCUAGGCGACGUCGUGCUCACCAGCAUCCAAGCAAUUCAGAAGCGGGCGGAGAUGGCCGAGCAGGAGAACAAGAAGAUGAAGAAGACAAUGAAGAAGGUUCUUUGUGAGCGGGCGGCCAUGGCUGGCAUGACGUUUGCUAACAAGACGACGAGGAAGACUGUUAUGGAUAAGAUGGGCAAGGGGGUUUUGGAGAGGUAUGUGAAUAUGGUUGCUGGUGGGAACUAG